Messenger RNA from Anopheles arabiensis, 3784 nucleotides. It is a transcript of the gene mus312, whose product is annotated as structure-specific endonuclease subunit SLX4. The coding region runs from base 22 to 3744 and encodes 1240 amino acids. Lineage: Eukaryota; Metazoa; Arthropoda; Insecta; Diptera; Culicidae. Gene Ontology annotation, cellular component: nucleus; Slx1-Slx4 complex. The transcript is spliced from 5 exons. Gene Ontology annotation, biological process: DNA replication; interstrand cross-link repair; resolution of meiotic recombination intermediates. Gene Ontology annotation, molecular function: enzyme binding. The record is from RefSeq and is a predicted model, not a curated record.
CGAUCAGACGAAGAAGUAGAGAUGAGCAAACGGUUACGGUUCGCGAAGCUAAGGCUUGGCAAGCCGAUCGAACCGGGCGAGCCGGCACCGGUGGCGGUUCCAGCUGAGGCAAAUGUUUGCGUGGAUAGUACGGCGAAUGGUAAAACAUCGAAAUAUUUUGCCAAGCCAGGGACGGAUGUAUGUGCCGAAGAGGACACGUUCAUAGUGAUACACUCUGAAGAAUCGGGAGAGGAGAAUGAAGUCAGUCCGGAGCAAAGCUCACGCAGAAGAACACAAAACCCGCCCGAAGCGUGCCCGAACGAUGGUCCCAAGCUGCCAAAGCUGCGAAAGAAAACGACCGAAGGAAAUGCAUUGAUUAGUAACUUCUUGGCCUCACAGCCAAGUCAGAAAGCGGAAGGAGACGAUGAUUUUGAAGAGGCAAAAGUUGGAUCACCGAAAUUGCAGCCGAAGAAAACGAAAGUACAACGAGCCGUCGCCAAGAAGCCGGCCAAGGCUCCGAGGAGGCCCAAGAAUCAGGCCGACAUUAGGAAGGUGUUUAAAAAGUACCAAAACGACCAUGAGGUACUGCAAAAGCUGCUCAAGGAACACAGCGCUGCUGAGCGAAUCGAUCCGGAGCAGUUGCAAAUAGCGCUAGCUAUGUCACGAUCGCUGGCUGAUCAGGAGUGUAGCAUCCAUCCAACGACGAGUGCAUCAUUUGACGGCGAAGAAGAUCAAAUGGCAAGCUCAUCGGGAACGUCCGAAGAGCGGCGUAUCGUGAGCAUUCGCACGACUUUGGAGCAAUUCGGGUUUCGGUGCAAAAACAGUUACACUGACUACGAUUUGAACGUGAUCUUCGGCAGUGGCAGUGUGACUAAGAACGUGAAAAAGAUCAAGCAUAAACGAGCGACCAAUCUGCAGCCCAGGAGCAGGGAAGAGCUUGCAGCCUUUAUCGAUGGGCAGGCGAAGAAACUAUUCCCCUUGGAAAUGAUGCAAAACGCUGUGGAACUAGCUACUCCGCUGGAUUUGGAGUCAUGCUUGACCAGUUUAUUUUGGAUCGCCCAGACCGAGCUUCCGAGCGAGCAGCUAAUGGAAAUGUACUAUGUACCGGAGCUAUUGGAGGUGAAUCCUGCUCCGGUGGGGUGUAUGCUAAAGGAUUGGAGCAAAAUCCCGGGCCGUGAGUGUACACCGGAACGAGAACUUGAUGGAUUGGCACGGCUUGGAGAAGCUGUGGAAGUGGAACGAGGGAAUGAAGGUUUGACCGGAGACGCCGAUGCGGUAGGAGAAACCAGCGCUCGCAUGAGCUCUCCCGAUUUGUUUGAUGAUUCUGAGAUCGAUAACAAUUUGUCGGAACACAAAGAGAAUCAAUUAGCUUCGGAAGAGUCUACAGAUAAAGCUGAAUGUGAAAAUGAAGCAAACAAUGAACAACAAGAGGAGCAAUCUCGAGGAUCACUAAACGAAACAGGAAAAGCUCUCGAUGAUCAUGAAGAAUCACGUGCUUUUGAGAAAGCAUCAGCCUCCGACAAUGUGGAAGUUGUGGAAGAAAAUUGUAUAGAAGCCCCUAAAGGCAACAAUAAUGAGCAGGCCAUGGAAAACGUAGCUUCCACAUCGUGUGUUGCAGACCGUAGUGUGACAGAGCAGGAAGAGGUCAUUGUUCUGGACGAUAAUUCGGAAGAGGAGGAAGAUAAGUUUGUUACUGCACCGGAAAUGUCCGAAUGUCCACAGCCGGUCUUUCAUCAAAGCUCGGAAAACAUAUUCGAAGAUACCGACCCGAACCCGAUGGUCAGCUUCGAAGCGUAUUCGAGUGAAGAAGAGAAGAUUUCUGCAGCCUCGCGAACAGCAGUGGGAACGGUUUCAGCAAACGGUGACAUUGGACCGGUAGACCAAGUGCCCAACGCGGUGGUGCGAGAGGACGAUGGAAAGUGCAAUACACUCAACCGGGAAGGCGACUGCCAUGAAAGUGAGCAGAAAAGGGAAGUUAUUAGUUCUGUAAACAAAGCAGUGGAAAACAACAUAAGCCCGCCCGCAAAGGAGCCGAGAUUCUUGGCGGAAAAGGAUCUAUCGUUCACUCGACUGGCUAUAAAAGCACGCCUAAGCGAGGUGAGCUCGGUGGAAACAGUAGAACUGUUAGAUAGUGCUCCGAGCAAUGGAAAUCCGACACCAAAUCUGGAAGCAUUAGACAUGGAAAGUGUGGUUGGGACACAAUGUAGCCAACAGAACGAUACGCAGGACGAUGUACUGUACAUUUCCGACGAUGAGGUGAAUUACUCUAUCCGUGGGGAACCGUCACGGGUACGUGAAACGGAAUCGGAACAUGAAGAAGCAGAAGGAUCUGAUCCAGAGGAAGAUCCAGAUAUGACGGUUGCAUAUACUGUUCCUGGGCCCACUGAACAAUGUGAAAAUAGGGAAAGUCAUUUGUCUUUGAAUUCUAACCGGCCGCCCUGUUUGGAAAUGGAGCCAGAAAUUUUGACCAUUUCAUCAACCGAAAACGACAGUGAACCUAUCGUGGGGGAAGUGAUUGGUGCCGAAAAUACAUUCGCUUAUUUAGGCAAUCUGGUGAAAGAGUUCAACUUACCUCCGCUAAAAUCGCAGCAAAACGGAAGCGCGCUUGAAGCCUCAAAGUCCACAUCAAGUAUCUGUUCAAUUCAAUCCAACGGCAAAGAGUCUGAUGAUGGAAGCCAGCAUUUACCCAUUGAAAUAGAUGAUGAUAAUGACGAAAAAGAGCGUCAGAGUGGAACAAAUCGUGUAGUGCAGCAGGAUGUAUCGGUCAUUAGAAACAACGUACCUGAAAUAUCCGAUGAGCUAGAGAACUAUCUGAACAACUACGAGGAACCCAACUUUGACGAUCAUGAAAUAGAGGCCGAAAUGAUCGCAUCCCAGUGCCCUCGGGUUGAGAGUGUCCCCGAAGUACGAAUGCCAUCUGCCAAAGCAUUGAGCCGAGUCAGGUCCUGCACUCAGUUUGAUUCCCCGAGGGUUGCUUCGCCCUUGAGACGAACUCCUUCGGAAGCGGUCCUUCUGUCCUCUUCAACUCCAAAAGAAAAGACGGCUCUCGAACAACAACAACAACAACCAUGCGGCGGAGACAGAUUCGAAAGCAAAUUCAGCGACUUGAAAAAGGCUGUGAUAGACGUGGGCCCGGUAGAGUAUGUUAUUAGUACGGUGAAUGUUAGUCAGCAGCCGCCAGAAUAUGAGAGUAUGUCAACGCCCGAAAUCGAACGGGAACUGUUCAAGUACGGCUUGAAAUCACUGCAACGACAUAAAGCCGUUCGAGUCCUGAAUUAUUUGUUCGAAACGAUGCAUCCAUACGUGGUGAUAGAAGAAAAGAAAGAGAACGCAAUCGUACAACUAGGCGAGCUGGAAAGUAUUCCAACCGCCUCGCAAGGUGUCAGAAAGAAAUGUAAGCCAAUUGCACCUGCAGGCAGUUCAACUGUGCUGAAACGUCCUCGUAAAUGCGCCUUCAAACUGGAUACUACCACCACGGACUAUUUUCUUCCCUCGAAACCACGGAAAAAGAUGGCCUGGUGUGCGGUUCCGCUUCAUAUAUCUUUCUUCAAUCUAGUGUCGGAAAGUGAGGUCUUACAGCGGCAGAUACUACGAUAUGAACCGAUCAAUCUAGAUGACAUUUACGCGAUACUGAAGGAUGGUGGUUUACGCUACGAAACAAAUGAUCUGAUCGCCUUUCUCGACAAAUACUGCAUCACCUUUCGAACGGCAGCUUCUAGUGGCGAUCGUACGGCAAAAGUGAAACCGAAGCCUGACAGCAAAUAAAGAAAUUCGACGUGGAAGAAAGCGUCAUACAAACAGGUGA